Molecule: messenger RNA, 837 nt
Organism: Glycine soja
Lineage: Eukaryota; Viridiplantae; Streptophyta; Magnoliopsida; Fabales; Fabaceae
Product: pentatricopeptide repeat-containing protein At1g11290, chloroplastic-like
Exons: 3
Coding region: 1-837 (278 amino acids)
Biological process (GO): RNA modification
Cellular component (GO): intracellular membrane-bounded organelle
Molecular function (GO): RNA binding; protein binding
Source: RefSeq, a predicted model, not a curated record
AUGGCACGCUUAUUAUUUGAUAAGAUUGAGAACAAGGAUGUUGUUUCUUGGAGCAGUAUGAUUAGGAGCUAUGAUAGAAGUGGAUUGCUUCAUGAAGCAUUGGACCUUUUGAGAGAUACGCAUGUUAUGAGAGUCAAGCCUAGUGAAAUUGGAAUUAUAAGCAUCACACAUGUAUUGGCAGAACUUGCUUAUUUGAAAUUGGGGAAAGCCAUGCUUGCUUAUGUAAUGAGAAAUGGGAAGUGUGGAAAAUCAGGAGUUCCUCUAUGUACUGCUUUGAUUAAUAUGUAUGUUAAAUGUGAAAAUUUAGCUUAUGUGAGAAGGGUUUUUGAUGGCUUGUCUAAGGCUAGUAUCAUUUCUUGGAGUGCUAUGAUUGCAGCCUAUAUUCAUUGCAAUAAUUUGAAUAAAGGUGACAAGGUGUUUGCUAAAUCAGAUGGACAUUCUAAUAACCAUAAAUCUAAUGGUAAGAAGCACAACUCCACCAACAUGCCUAGUGAUUUGACAAGUGCAAGGGAUCAUGGACUAGACAAGAAAAAACAAGAAGUUGUUGCUGCUGCAGGGAAUGGUUCUGAUGAUUUCUAUGAUGGACUUGGGUGUUGUCAUGUUCAGGCAUUUGUCAGGGAUAAAACCGUUUUAGCUCCAGAACCUCUAGCUGAUUAUCCUACCCCAUAUGAAAUUCCUCCUGUUGAUUCAGCUAAACAACCUUCACUAGAUAAUAGCCCUUCUGAUGGCUCAGCUGAAUACAUUGAGUUAUAUUCAACGCUAUUAGAAUAUUUCGAUCUAACUCGUUAUGGAGCAGUGGCUGAUGGGAGGACAAAUUCUAGCUCUAUAAGCUCUUGA